Molecule: messenger RNA, 876 nt
Organism: Candidula unifasciata
Lineage: Eukaryota; Metazoa; Mollusca; Gastropoda; Stylommatophora; Geomitridae
Source: the annotation of a GenBank genome assembly
AUGUCUGUUCAAAAGAUUUAUGGAGUGGUGGUUGUGGGACUUGGCAUUGCUGGAAAAGUCCGUGUAAGGGACCUUAAAGAAGCGACAUGUGGUUUUAGACUGCAAGGAGUUGUUUCAAGACGUCCAGUCCAGAUAGAAGGAGUGACAGCAUUCAGCCUUGAAGAAGCCCUGAACAGCCCAAGUGUAGAUGCACUAAUUAUUUGUGCUGAGAAUGCUUUGCAUGAGGACUAUGUGAGAAAAGGUCUCGAGAGUGGCAAGCAUGUUCUUGUUGAAUACCCAGUGGCCCUGUCUUCACAAGCUGCCAGGAGCUUAUAUGAGCUAGCCGAUGAAAAAAGGCUAGUGCUACAUGAGGAAGAUAUCGCACUGCUGACUGAAAGUUUCAAUGUCUUGAAAGCAAAAGCUGAAAAAGUGGAGCUGAAAGCAGCAGAUUACACUGUCAAAGGGUCUUACAAUGGGUGGAUCGAAGACUUUGACAAAUCUGGAUUGCCCUUUAUAACUGGAAUCUCCGGCAUUCAGACUAUGCUGGCCCUCUUUGGGGAUUUGACCGUUGUUGGGGCAAGGCUGGACAAAAGGGAGGAUGGAUUUGUUGCACAUGCUGACCUGAAAACUAAAAAUGGAAAGCCUAUCAGUAUGACCUUUGAAAGGACAAAAACUAAGGAAGCCAGAAGGGAGAAGAAAGCCAUUUAUGAAUUUGAAGAUGGAGACAUCAUAGAUGCAGACAAAAUACCAAACUCACCACAGUCAAAACCAGGUUUAUUCAUGCAAGAUCUUCACCUCUUUUACGCUGAUGUUCAAAAUGGAAAGAUCUCGGAUAAUGCUAAACACUUAUCUGUCCGUAGCCUAGAAAUCGCUGAAAAGAUCCAUUCUUUCUUCUAA